GACCUGUCAAACUUGUUACGUCGCUCGCCGCAUCUCCUCUCACUCUCGCUUCCCCUCACUCCCGUCCACGACCUGUGCCUCCCGUCCUCUCUCGCCGUUGCUUUUGUAGGCCGAUGAAUGUGACGCACGCUCGCCGCUGGGUCGGUUUUGGUGUGCUGGCCAGCACGGCAGUCUGCGCGCUGCUCUAUCUCGCCACUGCUCCUCCAGUGCCGCUCUCCGACCAACCGCUGCUGCCUGGCCCCACCGCGCCAUUCCCCGUGUCAUUCGUGUUAGACCAGCCAUCCAACGUCACAGGCAUUGGCGAGGUGCCUGGCGCGCGGUACCGUGCACUGGGCAGCAUGCAGUUUUCUGUCAAUCUCAUCCAAGCAGUCACGUCCCAAGCGUCCGGCUUGGAUGCUGGCGAGACCACAGUCGAUAUCGACGACGUUGGUGACGACAAGAUGGUCUAUUUUUACAUGGCAGGACACAUCCGGACGCUCUUCCAUACUGCGCCAAAGCUGCAAGCGUUCUUUGCAUCGGCUGGCGUUCCGUACCGCGUCUUCCAGCACACCUGGUCUGAAACAGACCACCACGAGCUGACAUGGUGGCACCACACUGGCGAAACCCCCACAAGCGCGCCGGUAGCAUACAAUACGACGCAUCCAGGACCCACCGAAACCUUCCUCUUGAACCUACAGCAGCCGUUUGUCAAGAACAUGGUGACCAUGGUGGAAGAUGACAGUGUUGUCACUGCAAGCGGACGCAUGCAUGUUGGUCGCACCAUUAUCGAGGGCAUCAAUCCGCGCAUCCUCGCAAGCUACUAUUACACGCUGCAAUACACGCACUCGUUGGCUCAGGAAUACAUCAAGCUGGCUGCCGGCCGCGACAUGGCGCCCAACGCCGUGAUUUUUCGAUUGCGCCCAGACUUGUCCAUCUUCCCAACCGACAUGGCGAAAGUCCGCGACAUGAUCCACCGCGACCCGAACCUGUUCUUUGGCACUUGCCACGGGCAGUCCGACAGCUGGCGCGAGUUUCGAAUGUCUGACUUGUUCUUUGCCACGUCGCGCCAGGUCAUGGACAAGAUUGUCGCCACGAAUAUUGUACAAUGGCUCGAGGAUAACGCCGAUAAUGUCGAGAUUCAAAAAGUCCCAGAGCGAUCGUUUCGGUUACUGUUGGAGCAGCUAGGUGUCAAGCUCAUGUGGAUUGACAGCGGAAUCACCAUUUGGCGCAGUCCCAGCAAGUCCCUCGAGCUUCCCUGCCCUGCUGGAUAGCUGAAGCCGAUCAUGCCGCCAAAAUCUGUUUCCUCGAGCCCACCGGGUCAUCGAGCAGCGCCCGUACGACCACUGCCCAAGUUUUUACUGCACGCUUGAGGGCAAUCCUCACGCUCUUGUUCUGACUCUUUAAAUUUGGUUGUUUGUAUUCAGUUUAGUGGAGAGCGGAGAAAAAGCGUCUGAAAAGUAAAACCUUAGAGAAGAUGAGGGACAAAACCCGCAGAAACGAGGAAGAGAAAAGUCAGAACAAGCAGGUACAAAACCCGCAAAUACGAGGAUCCAAAAAGCUUUAAGAGAGUCAAAAACAACCUGAUUGCUAGGUCACUCCUUUUCAUGUGCCGCGUUUGACGUUGAGCGAAACCACCAACUGGCAAUCGAAACAAAAUCGAAACCAAAUCGAAAACGCACUUCCUACCUCCUGUCUUUCUCGUGCUAUGACCAAGGAUACCUCCAGCUUGGGUGAGCGUCACACCAAGACGCACU
Messenger RNA from Capsaspora owczarzaki ATCC 30864, 1733 nucleotides. RefSeq lists its product as hypothetical. The record is from RefSeq and is a predicted model, not a curated record. The transcript has 2 exons. NCBI's taxonomy places the organism in Eukaryota, Filasterea, Ministeriida, Capsasporidae. Bases 114 to 1250 code for a protein of 378 amino acids.